Molecule: messenger RNA, 1845 nt
Organism: Cryphonectria parasitica EP155
Lineage: Eukaryota; Fungi; Ascomycota; Sordariomycetes; Diaporthales; Cryphonectriaceae
Exons: 4
Coding region: 1-1845 (614 amino acids)
Biological process (GO): transmembrane transport; metal ion transport
Cellular component (GO): membrane
Molecular function (GO): magnesium ion transmembrane transporter activity; magnesium ion binding; cobalt ion transmembrane transporter activity
Source: RefSeq, a predicted model, not a curated record
AUGACAUCCCAGGAUGGCGACGAUCAGGCGCGCCUGGCGCCCGCUCUCCAGAUCACGACGCGAGACUUCGCCGCUGCCCCCUUGACGCAGGCCGUCACCGACACCGCUGUCCCGACAGCCACAGCUACAGUCACUACUCCAGAGCGCCAGUCUCAUCACGCUCACUUUGCAGAUGACCCCGCCGCCGCUGGCACUGGUCCGACCUUGAGUCCGCCCAUUCCGAUUCGACGUCGAUUCACGCGAGCAAAUACCUUUAAGAGCAUUGAAGACUUCAGCGAAUUUGAUAUGCCUCGACGGGGCUGGCAGCCCGGAGCAGAGCCUGGUCUCGACCCCUACAAGACGGAUGGUGGUCACGGCUCGAUGCUCAACCUGACAGCAACGUGCGAAAUCACGGUCGUCGACUUCUCGCACGACGAUAUCGACGUCAAGUCCAUGACAAACGAGACUCUCUCGCUCUUCUUGAAAGAGCCCCAGCCAGAGUGGGCCAGGUGCCGGUGGAUCAACGUCAACGGUCUGAGCUGGGAUGUCAUCGCGACCCUGGGAAAAUACAAGAGGCUGCACAAGCUCUCUAUCGAAGAUAUCAUGAACACCAGGAAUAGAACCAAGACGGACUGGUACGCGAACCAUGCCUUCGUCAUCUUCACCAUGCUGAAACUGGCCCACGUGUGCGACCAGACUUCAAGCGACGACGACUCAGAUGCAGAUUCGGACGCCAGAAGCCAAAGCGGUAGGAGUGCGCGCAGCAACAGAGGCUCGCGCAUCACCAAGGGUAUCUCGAAAUCUCUCAGGUCGAUGUUUGGAAUGGCCCGGCAGCCUAAGCGGCCCCAGCGGUCGGAGAAGUCCAUGGAGAAUGGGCUCGAAACCCUGCAGCACCUCAAAGCCUACGAAACUGGUCUCUCCGAGGCAUCUGGAGAGACCCUCGAAAGGACGCUGCAGCGUUACCAGGCUGGACCCAAUGAGGCCAAGAUUGAGUAUUUCGAAAAGCAUUCAGCCCUUGCACCACACCAGCUCGGCGUCAUAGCAGAACAGGUCUCCAUGUUCAUCACCAACGACAACACCAUCAUCUCAUUCUUUGAGCUCUCUGCAGACGUUGUGGAGAAGCCAAUUCUCAAGCGCUUGUAUACCAAUGACACUGUUCUCCGGCAGUCUUGCGACGCAAGCAUGGUCGGCCAAGCCAUCAUAGACGCAGCCAUUGAUUUGGCCAUCCCCGUGGCUUCAGUCUACGCGGAUGUGAUUGGCGAUCUCGAGCUUGACGUUCUUACACGGCCAGAUGUCACUCACACAAAGAAGUUAUACAUUGUCAUCAACGAGAUUAACAAGGUUCUGGCCAUCAUCAACCCCGUUGUCAACCUGAUCAAUGCGUUACGAGACCAUAAAUCAGAAUUGUCACAAGAGUCGGCCGCCCUGCACCUGCAAGAUCCUUCACGAGGCGUCAUCAUCACCCCAAUGACACAUACAUAUCUUGGAGAUGUUCUGGAUCACUGUGUUCUCAUCACCGAGUCCCUGAACAGCAUCAAGGCUCAAGCCGACGGGUUGAUUGACCUCAUCUUCAACACCAUCUCGGCUUACCAGAACGAGUCGAUGAAGCAGCUUACACUAGCGACCAUCUUCUUCCUGCCCUUGACUUUCUUGACUGGAUACUUUGGCCAGAAUUUCCAGCCAUUCGAUGACCUCGACAGAGGCAUUUUGUUCUUCUGGAAGAUUGCCGUACCCAUGUCGUUCGCGACAGUGCUUGUGUUGAUGCGGCAUAUCAUCUGGGACGGGCUGAAGAACUUCAUGCAGCGGCGCCAUAUCCUGCGGGCCAGGAAAACUAGGCGCAAGGCAAACAAAAAGAAGCGGCUUUAG